Mirounga angustirostris (Northern elephant seal) is the source of this 216-nucleotide messenger RNA. RefSeq names its product defensin beta 112 (gene DEFB112). Gene Ontology annotation, cellular component: extracellular region. Bases 1 to 216 code for a protein of 71 amino acids. The record is from RefSeq and is a predicted model, not a curated record. The transcript has 2 exons. Lineage: Eukaryota; Metazoa; Chordata; Mammalia; Carnivora; Phocidae. Gene Ontology annotation, biological process: innate immune response.
AUGAAGAUCCUUCUUUCUUUUUCUAUUUUGUCCUUUGGUGUCUUCAUUCCACCAGCUAGAAGUAAAGAGCACUAUGCUGUCUUUAAUUGGUGGGAAGCAUGCAUAAAGCUUAGUGGUCAAUGUAAAAAUCAGUGUGGUGAAAAAGAAUUUAAGAUGGCAUACUGUGCAAGACCUACAACUCUCUGCUGCAUGAGACAAUGUGACCACAUUGAGUAA